This is a messenger RNA of Penicillium egyptiacum, 1128 nucleotides long. Lineage: Eukaryota; Fungi; Ascomycota; Eurotiomycetes; Eurotiales; Aspergillaceae. The record is from the annotation of a GenBank genome assembly.
AUGUCCCGAAAGCCGUACCCCACCCCAUUAGUCGUCCCGCCACUGAGUGAAGAGCAUACACAUACCAUCAUUUCGCUUCAUGGAAGAGGCAGUAAUGCUGAGCGCUUCGGCAAUGAGCUCCUUGCGUCGACAGACCUACAAGGUCGACUUCCUACAGUGAAAUUUGUCUUUCCCACUGCGCGCAAGCGGCGGUCGACUAUACUUAAGAAGAUCCCAAUUCAUCAGUGGUACGACAACUACUCCCUCGAAGAUCCUGGACAAAGGACAGACCUUCAGGUGGAGGGGCUCUGCCAGACUGCUGAAUUUAUUCGCGGCUUAGUCACCGAAGAGGUACGGAUUUUAGGAGAGGAGAAUCAUUCAAAAAUCAUCCUAUGGGGGCUGAGCCAAGGCUGUGCCGCGGGUAUCUUCACGCUUUUAGGUGGCUGGGCGGACGCCAGUGAAGCAUAUCCACUCGGGGCAUUUAUUGGGAUGAGUGGAUGGCUGCCAUUUGAACAGCAACUACGCGAGAUUCUCCGAUCCGACGAAGGCCUAGUCUCAGCUAGAGAAAAUCAGCAUGAAAUGCAAUCGGGAGACGACUCGUGCGAGGAAAGUGAAAGUGACCAAGAGUCGGAAGCAGAUGCAUAUUCCCAACAAGGCUCCGACGACAAUCUAUUAGAGGAAAGCGACCCACCACGCGAUGACUUCAACCCCUUUAAGGAGAUCGAGGAAGACAGCACACCGCGUGAUGAUUUCAAUCCAUUCGAGGAGGACGAGGAAGAAGCUCCGUUAGUCGUUCAGGCUAUCAAUCACAUUCGUGAUAUCCUUACUCUGCCUAUGAUUCCAAGCAACACGCAGCUAUCGGAAGAUAGCUAUCCACCGAGUCUAUCUCACCUCCACACUCCGGUCUUUCUUGGCCAUGGCUUAGAAGAUCCGAAAGUCUCUGCGGGUCUUGGUAAAAAGAUGUAUCGUAUGCUGUCAGAUGGUCUAGGCAUGGAUGUGGCAUGGAAGGAAUAUCAUGGAUUAGGGCAUUGGUACCGUGUUGAAGACGAGAUUGAAGAUAUUUUGAGCUUCCUUCAGGAUCGUGUCGACCUACCAGUAAUAUCAGGGUCGUCCCUAGAGAAAGGGAAGGGGCAGGAGAAGCAACUAUGA